Sphaeroforma arctica JP610 is the source of this 239-nucleotide messenger RNA. RefSeq lists its product as hypothetical. The record is from RefSeq and is a predicted model, not a curated record. The transcript has 2 exons. The annotation marks the transcript as partial. Lineage: Eukaryota; Ichthyosporea; Ichthyophonida.
GCGUGUUGCACUCGUCGUCUGUGGUUGAUCUGUUUUCGGCGUACAAUUCGAUCAUUCACUUUGUGGACCAAUUGGAAUGGAAGAACGAGGAAGACUCGACCCAAUUCAUCGAAGUCAUAGCACGCGCUAUUGGCGAGAGUCUGCUCAAAUAUGCAGAUUGGCUGAAUGUACAGUCAGCAGUCCCCGACCCGGAAGACCUCGCGCUACAACCCGAUUCAACCGAUACGGAUACUCCAAAG